This is a messenger RNA of Huiozyma naganishii CBS 8797, 378 nucleotides long. RefSeq names its product Apq12p (gene APQ12). The coding region runs from base 1 to 378 and encodes 125 amino acids. The record is from RefSeq and is a predicted model, not a curated record. The transcript has a single exon. Lineage: Eukaryota; Fungi; Ascomycota; Saccharomycetes; Saccharomycetales; Saccharomycetaceae.
AUGAGACUAGACGAGUCACAGAUGGAGGAGGCCGCACAGCGGUGUGUGUUGCUACUGCUGCGGUGGACGAUCCGGGCGCUACAGUUGGCCGUGCCCCUCGUGCAGCGGUUCAGCAGUGCACACCCAACACUGUUCCUGUACUUGGCACUGUUUGCCAUGGUUUACACAUCUGCUGUCGUGUUGCGGAACGUACUCGGGCUCGUACGUCGUACGAUGUGGUUACUGUUCGCGGUCGUCUGCGCAGCGGUGUACCUCCGCGGUGCAGAGCAGUUCCUCGUCGUGGACCUCCCGGAACAACUCGAACAGGCGUGGAGGGCCGUGCAGUGGAUCUACGGUCCAGCAACAUCGCAGACGCCGAGGACAGCUGCUCAUAACUGA